Messenger RNA from Amphimedon queenslandica, 681 nucleotides. RefSeq names its product fibrinogen C domain-containing protein 1-like. The transcript is spliced from 3 exons. Bases 1 to 681 code for a protein of 226 amino acids. The record is from RefSeq and is a predicted model, not a curated record. NCBI's taxonomy places the organism in Eukaryota, Metazoa, Porifera, Demospongiae, Haplosclerida, Niphatidae.
AUGGUAUGUCCUAAUGUAAAACCACAAACCUGUCCACCAUCAAUAGAUAACACACAACCAAUAGACUGUAAGGAUUGGUAUAACAAUGGUAGCACUACUAGUGGCCUGUAUAAUAUUAAUCCUGAUGGAGGGACUCCAUUUGAAUGUGAUAUGGAGACUGAUGGUGGUGGAUGGACUGUAUUUCAGAGGAGACAAGAUGGAUCUGUUGAUUUCUAUAGGAACUGGACUGACUAUGAGAAUGGAUUCGGUGACCUUACUGGUGAGUUUUGGUUAGGAUUGAGCAAGAUUCAUCGACUUACUAAAGAAGGAUCAAACACACUAAGAGUGGACCUGGGAGACUUUGAUAAUGACACAAGAUAUGCUAACUACUCCACAUUUAACGUUAGUGAUGGUAGUACUGAAUAUAUACUAACAGUAGAAGGAUACUCUGGUACUGCUGGGGAUAGUCUGGCCUAUCAUAAUGGAUACAGAUUCAGUACAAGAGAUAAUGAUAAUGAUAAUGAUGGGCGCCACUGUGCUCAGUACUUUACUGGUGCCUGGUGGUAUAACAGCUGCCGUCAUUCAAAUCUUAAUGGUCGUUAUUUUAAUACUUCAAUUGUUACUGGUCAAGGAAUUACUUGGUACCAUUGGAAGUCAACUACUCUCUCAUUUUCAGAGAUGAAAACUCGUCCAAACAACUAA